AUGAAUGCCAGUUGGGCACGACAGGGGAUAACUGUUGCUGGUAGCGAUGGACAUGGUAAUGACGCCGAUCAACUCGAUAACCCUCUCGGUCUCUUCGUUGAUGGAGAUCAAAUGAUCUUCAUUGCUGAACAAUGGAACCAUCGUAUCCUCCAAUGGAAGCUAGGUGAUACAAAUGGACGAAUAGCAGCUGGUGGUCAUGGUAAAGGAAAGCGAUUGAAUCAAUUGGAUCAACCAACCGAUGUGCUGAUCGACAAAGAGACUGAUAAUCUUAUUAUCUGUGACCAAGGAAACCAUCGUGUAGUACGAUGGUCUCGUCGUAGUUUGACCACUAAAGGAGAAAUUCUCCUUGAUGACAUCAAUUGCUACGGGUUGGCCUUGGAUGAUCAUAGAUGUCUCUACAUAUCUGACGAGAUAAAACAUGAGGUAAGACGAUAUCAUAUAGGAAACAAGAAUGGAACUAUUGUAGCCGGUGGUCAUGGCGAAGGUGAUGGUCUCAAUCAACUUAACCAGCCGAGUUAUUUAUUUGUUGAUCGACAACAAGCUGUCUACGUGUCAGACACCAAUAAUCAUCGUGUAAUGAAAUGGAAUAAAGGUGCAAAAGAAGGUAUUAUCGUCGCUGGGAGCCAAGGAAAAGGACAGAAACUGUCACAACUAACGUCUCCUAAAGGAUUGUUCAUCGAUGCGUUGGGUACCAUCUAUGUAGUAGACAAUGGGAAUAGUCGAGUGAUGCGUUGGCUUCAAGGAGUAAAACAGGGCACUAUAAUUGUGGGUGGAAAUGGUCAAGGAAAAAAAGCGAAUCAGUUGAACAAUCCCAACGGUUUGUCCUUCGAUCGGCAUGGUCAUCUCUAUGUCGCAGAGACUUGGAAUCAUCGAGUACAACGUUUUUCUCUCCAAGGUCAGUAUAGCUGUGGGCAUGGGUAGUGUAAUCUGAAGUGCAGAUGUUCCUCUGUCUCUUAUUAUAUCUUCGAGUGUCGUACUCGCUCUGCCAACCAUACUCACAACAUCUUAAGGAUUCUUCGACUACUCGACUUCGUGAAGUUUCUCUCAUUGCUGCAAUCCCUUCGGAUGCAUCAAUGCCUUUACUUCGUUGAAUUCAUUUGAAUUGUGAGGAUCCUUCAUGCGUAUCAGUUUUUUCAUUAUCUUCAAAUUUUCAAAAGCUUUAGUUCUUCAAAUCCUUCGUGAAAUUAUUUAGAUCGUUCCUGAUAUAUUUCAGAUGUAUGGCAGGCUCUUGAGAUUCUUCUCAAAUCCAAUGUAUCUUCAUCCAGAUGCUUCGACUUCGUUAGUUGAUUCUUCGCAGGCCCUUUCUCAGAUUAUUUCGCAGAUCGCCUAAUCCUGUCUAAGGUGUUGUAGAUCUCGCCUGGCAUUUUUUAGAGUAUCUAUAUUUUUAUUACUGUAUGUGAUCGUCUUCUUUUUGAAUGACUUGACCUAAAAAACAAUGCCGCAAAGAAAGAAAAGAAUCCAAAAAUAUGAAUAGAACAAAAAAGGCAUCGAUAAGAACGGAAUGUAUGAUGUUAUAUACUGUAUAUGCUUGUAGCAUGUCUCUCCACCGACGAAAAUGUGGGCCCACAGACAUUCAACCAUUAAAGGUAAGAAGAAACAGAGAAAAUAGAAAAAAAAAGAAAAUGAACAAACAAUAAAGAUGCCUGUAUGAAGAGAGUCAUAAAAGAAAGACAAUAAUCGAAUAAAUUGAAAGCAAGAAGAUAUGAUGCGACCACGCUAGAUGAAGAAAAUUGUGCGAUGUUCAUAUAUGUAGAAUCUGUUUAACGGAAGAUAAUGAAUUACGACGAAAAAGGUUCUUAGGAAUUACAAUUGAUGAAAAAAUGCUGCUAAUUGAUUCUGUUUGGGUGACAGUCGAUGAAUUUUCAAUGAAAAUCUGUAUUCAACAAUGCCAAUUUUCUUCUCCAAUUAAAUGAUGAGAUUCCAUUUAAGAGAAGUAAGCCAGUGUUGAUGUGAAGCCCAACACGGAAUUUUUAAAUCGCGAGUUCAGCAUAAUAUCCAUAGGUUGAAUAAUGGCAUAGAUCAAACAUGUUUCGGAAGAACGAAGUGUUUCGAUUGCUUUGACAUAUAACAUUAAAUCAUCAAUACCAUCGGAAAAAAAUGACGAAUAAUGCGCCAUUGUGAGCAGAAACGAUAUUGAAAACAGAAAUGAAGAAAAAAAAGUAAGAUAUGUGUCUAGCAGUAGUAAGAAUCGGUUACAGUAACGAUUACUGGAUUGGAUUAUUGAUUACGAUUCUGAUGAGAGUGAUGAAUUGUUCAUUCGAAUUUGUUGCUUCAAUAUAAGUCAUUGUUGAUAUUCUUUAGAAAUGUGUGUACCAUGUGAUUGUUAUUUCGGGUGUUUGUUGAAUUUAUCGGAAUCGAUCAUAGUGCGCAAUAAGGUGCGCAAACGUAUCAGUGCUUCGUCGGAACCGCUCUUAUGUUGAUCUUAUUGUUUUACUAUAAGUUCCAUGAGAAGUUUCCUUGUAAACAAUUGUCGUUGUGGUUUGAUUUCAACAGUGCUAUAUGAUUGGAUCCAUCUGGCCAAACUGCAUUUGAUUUCGAUGUCGUGUUAAGGCUUAACAAAGGUCAUAAUUACGCAUCACACAAAUACUCGCUUACAACGUUUAGGUGUUCUUCAAGGAAGUCGACUGCUUGCUCACGUUCAGUUGGAAGGUAGUUUCAUUGAGUCGUGCAGAACUCGAUUCAGUUAGCUCGUCGAAAAUAACGACUUUAUGAGAUUGAUCAGAAAGAAAACAAUUAUGUUCGGAUUCCUUUAGGUCAAGAAGCGUUUUUUCUUGGUUGUGCCGAUAUUCACAACGAGUGCAUUGUCAACCGAGUGAUUUCUCGAUUUUCUUCGUUUAAACCACUUCGGCGAAUAGAAACGAGUUUUUCCAGAGAAUUUUUUGAGACAUCGAUGUUCUUAUAUGUCGGCAAUGUUUUUAAUCUAUUCAUCGACUCGGUGAGCUACAUAGACAUGAUCUUGUCAUAAUAGUAAAAAAAACAAACGACAGUUUAUUCCGUGAUACAAUGAAGCAGGUGUACGCUCUUCACGACAACGACUUCUUUCAGUAGUUGUUUCGAGACGGUUUUGGCGCGCUUCUGAAUCAAUUUAUCAAGGAUAAAUGAACAUGUUAUAUUGAUACAUGUAAGCACAGUCGAAACAAAAGACGUCCGAUGUGAAGACAGUGCAUUCCAUAAUGAUCAAUCGAUGUUGGGAUUCGUUUGUUCAGUCAGUCAAAUUUCAGUAGUUUUGAUGUCAAUAUUAAUAAAGUGGUUCAAAAAUUUUCUUCGGAUAGAUAGCAGCAAGAAAGUCGGUCACGAUAUCAAAGUAUUGAAAUAUCUAUCUUUUUACUUACUCUAUGAUGGUUUUCGUCUCGAAUGAUUCUAUCCCAGAAAAAAUGAUGCGGGGAAAAAAAUAAAAGAAACAAACAACGUGAACAGAACAAUAUAGAUAUCUAUCCGAACCAAAAUACGUAAAAGCAUAUGAUGUAUAUGGCUGUCACAGCAUCCUUCUGAUAUUCUGUGUGAUGUUUCUUCAGAUUCUUUACCAACUCUUUUCACAGAUUCUACUUGAGCCUACAUAUUUCACUUAAAGAUCUAUUCGAAUUACAAACAGCAAUGCCUUUUGUCUUACAGGCUCAUGAAGUUUAUUAAUCUUCUGAAGUGUCAAUUUCUUCAGCCCACGCAUUUUGUGAAAUACCCUCUAAGAAGGGUGCUGAAGCUUAUAGGAGUAGACAAUAGGAGUCGCUCUCCUCACGGAUCCUGACAGACGCUUUCAGAAUCCUUUACAGAAUAUGGCAGACUUUGCUGACAAGCGAUCAAAGAUUUUAUGUCAUUAACAUGUCAUCAGAACACAUCAACUGCUAUUUUCUUGAAGAUUAGAGGAUCCAGUUAAAAAUAAUGAAGAAUUGUGUGGCGAAAUAGAUCAAAACAAUUUUCAU
Rotaria sp. Silwood1 is the source of this 3917-nucleotide messenger RNA. The record is from the annotation of a GenBank genome assembly. Lineage: Eukaryota; Metazoa; Rotifera; Eurotatoria; Philodinida; Philodinidae.